AUGACCAGCGUGAACAAUGGCCUGAUAUAUCAACUUGGUAACGACUCGGCCCAUAGUUUCGUACAGCCGAGCUCGUUAUUGAAGAGCGAGUUGAAGACUACAUCAUCGUUUGCGGAUUUGUAUGAUUUGCAAACCCAAUUAGAAACCAAGAAGAAAUUACAAGAAGGCGCCCACAAGUUACUACAAACCACCGAGAAAGACAUAGUAAGUGGGAAGUAUGAUAAACAACCCGAGAAGCGGAAAGUGAAGCGUCUUGAAGCCCAAUUGGAGUUGAAUAAUGUCAAUAGACAAAUCAUGACUUUGGAACGGAAGAUAGAGGCCGUGAAACGACUCCAGGCCCAAGAAACCACCAACAGCUUUUCUUAUAUGAAAGGAGCUGGACAAACCAGGAACGAUGAUACCACAACCCAUUUGAUCCCAAACAACCCCAUACAUAAUAUAACUUUUGCCAGUACACAUAGCUCCACUGCGUCAACUCCGAUGUUGGAUGACCCCCUAGCCAAUCAUCAUGAAGAUGAUAGUGUAAUACAUUACGAUUCUCUAGAAUAUACCGAAGAUGAAAACCUUUCGCAAUUGACUCCGUCACAAGGAACAACCACUUGGUUCCUUAGUGAAUUACUACAAUCAUUAGGUCAAAAAAGCGAGGAAGAGGAAUUUUACAUUGAGAAGUCUAACCAGGUGGUCGAUGUGUUGAAAAAUAAUCCCGAUAUAAUUAAUAAUUUAGUUUUUUCAACUUUGGGUCAUAGAAUCCAGUUCUUAUUAUUGAGCGAUUCAAAAGAAGUCAUUGCUUGUGGUUAUAGAAUUGCCAGAUAUGUCAUUACUGAUAUAAACUCACUACGAUUGAUUAAAUCAUUGAGAGUCCAUCAUUUUUUGAUCUUUUCGCUAUCAAAAUCUUCGAAAUUUAACGUGGAAAGAGAGCAAGCGAUAAAGUUGAUUAGACGGUAUUUUGAUAUUGAAGAUGGGCAUCGAGAAUUGAGCGUUGGAGUGGUUAAAACCUUAGCGAUGAUUGUUGGUUCCGUUGACGAUGAACUCAAAGGGUUAAUUACUGAGACUUUGUGUGAGUUGAUGUUAUUGGACUGUAAAUUGGUAUAUGAAGCCAACGGUGUCAAAUCGAUCAUCAAAAUUAUUAAUGAAGGACCAAUGGAGCUUGCUUGUAUGUGCGGGAUGAUUCUUUCAAAAAUUUUGGAUUCCCCAAAUGCUAGAAAAUACUUGAGGAAUGGGGAAGAAUUGGGACAGAUUGUUUAUUAUUUCGUCAACAAUUUUGACAAUAUUCCUGAUAGAUCGAGCCUGAAUAAUAAUGAUAAGUCGGGAAAACCUAACAAGAUUCACUUGAGUACGGAAAAACUUCAUAACAGUGCGUUCAUAAUAUCGAGUUUUUUGAAGACUUGGGUAGGAUUAUCUGCGUUUGCUGUCAAUGAUUUUGAUAUCCUUAAGACCCUCAUUGCUAGUCUUUCAUACGAUAUCCCGAUCUUGAGGGACGUUUUAAUGGAUAUCUUUUUUGACAUUUUGAAAAUUAGAUCUUUACCUUGGAUGAACAAUUAUUCUACUUCUUCUGCUGCUGCUAUCAAUAGAAGAGCUUCCCAGCUUGCUCCUCCGACAAAUCAGAGCCAGCCCAGUGUUUACGCUUCUGAUUCAAACCAAGUGACGAUUAUUAGCCAUUACACCACAGUUCUCUUGGCAAUUUUGUUGAAGUGUGGGCUUGUUGAGCAAGUCACGUUAAUUUCUCAAAAUAGCACUGACGAAAUCAAUCGUCGUAAAUCGAUGUUCUUAUUGACAGAAAUCUUUAGUUAUUCGGUGAAUUUGUUACCACGGCUGACCUGGGAACCCCAUUUUGAACUGGCUUCUAUGCUUGGUGAAACUGGAGUAUCAUUGUUCACUAAUACUCAGGCGGCGCAAACCGCGGCUUUCCAAUUGGAGAAAAUCACCAGAAAGUUGUAUAAAAAUCGAACCACUUAUAAUAUCCCCCCGGUGAUAUUCAAUCCUUAUUUUGUCUAUUCUGAAAACAUUGCGGCGAUCAUUUCGUCUAAUAUUGAUGAUAUGCAACUUCGAAGAAUGAUUGAUGAUACCAAGGUUUUAAUCACCAAACGAUUUACUGAUUGGGGGUGGGAUACUAUUAUGGAAAUUAUUAAAGGACCGUUCAGGAUCCCCAAGAAGUUUGAAGAGUGUUUGAAGAAUCAAUUCAAGUUUGUCAAGCGAAUGAUGUCAUUUUAUCGACCAUUUAAACGGAAGUUUAUGCUCAUUAAAAAGACCAAAAAUUAUCAGAAAUAUAUCAAUAUUGGGGUGGCGUUAUUUGAAACUUUGCUUUCUCAUAAUGAAGGAACAAGGUAUCUAUCAGAAAACAAACUAUUGCCCCAAAUUGCUGAAUGCUUAGCUCAAGUAGACCCGGUCAGUGGGUUAUACGCCGAAAACCCGAUUUUCAGUAAACAUAACUUGAAGACCACGUUGAGUUCAGGUUAUUUCAAAAUGCUUGGGGUAUUGAGCAAAUCACGCAAUGGGUUGGCAUUACUAAGAAAAUGGAAAAUUUUCAGUAUAUUGCACCAUAUUAUCAAUGAACGGGGGCGAGAGGAUUUGAUUCUCGGUUUUUUAUCGGAAUUCGAUUAUAAUUUGCCGAGUCAGCUAAGAAUUAUCUUUGCGCAUUCUUUGACUUCUUGUGAUAGUUCGAUCAGAAUGUUUAGUACCAAACAUUUAGCGGUGAUUUUGACCCAUGCCACCACCGCGUCGUGUUCCAAAUGGGCCGUGGGAUUAUUAAUCAAUCAACUAUAUGAUCCGGGGAUGGAAAUUUGUAACAUUGCGGUGCAGAUCUUGGAUGCCCAUUGCUUGGACCCCCGAAAUAUCGGCGGGGUGGUGAAAUAUAAACCAUCGUUGGACCACCUUGGAAACAUUGGGGCUCCAUUACUAUUACGAUUUUUGUCAACUCCGUUGGGAUUUAACGAUUUGCUAGAGAUUGAUUUCAUCGAAAAGGAAAUGCAGGAUUGGUACGUUAGGAAAAACGACUUGUACGUGCUAGAAAUUGAGAAUUUGUUGAAUGAAGAAUAUAUGCCAUUCCGUACCAAUGGCCCGUCUUCUUUGGAAACCGGAAAUAUUUUGGGCUCCUCCCCCUCAGGUACGGUUUUUUCUAAUGGUAAUAAUGGCAAUGGACCGGGGCAUAAUCCAUCAUCAUCAAUACUUCCCCCUGGCGACGAUCUUAUGAAUGAUGAUUUGAAUAUUGAUCUACUUUUGAAAUCCAAGCGUAAUAUGAUGCCCCACCAUUUCUACGGAGAAUUGGUGAAGACCCAAGCGGGAUUUGCCUUGCUUCAAUCCACAAACCAUUUCCAAGUGUUUGUCGAUACCAUCAAAGAAUUGGCGACCGAAUCAAUUGAUGAACGCAAGAUGUUGCAUCUUAGAGGGUGUCUUUGGGCAGUUGGUCAUAUUGGGAUGUCGGAAUUAGCGAUCGAUAUGGUGGACGAAUCAAAUAUCAUCCAAGAUAUCAUCCAAAUUUGCAAAACCACUAAAGUUUGGAGCAUCAAGGGUACGGCGUUCUUCGUAUUGGGGCUCCUUAGUAACUUAUCCGAAGGGUUAGAAGUUCUAGAUGAAUUUGGAUGGGACGUGGCUCUCGAUGUCAAUAACAACCCCACCACGUUUUGUGUACCGAAAAACUUGAAAGACUAUUUUAGUAUGCCUCCGGUGGUGUCUGAUGAAAUUGUCGAGGUGGCUAAGAAAUCUAAAGUUGUUGGUUCUGAAAUCUUGGAUGAUAAUCAGGUUAGUACAAAGGAUUUAGAACUUCAAGAUUCGGUGGUUUAUAAAGAUACUGAGGAAGUUCAGCUAUCAAAUAUCGUUGAUUUAAAAAUUAUACAAGCCAUUGCCAAUUUCAGUAUGACCCCAAGUAAUUCAAUCAAGCAAUUAAACAAGUUGGAAACAAAAUAUAAAGAAAGAUUUUCCAAUCCCGAUUUGCUUUUGUCAGUGAUGUUCAUGUUAGAAAACUACAGUUUCAAAUUCUCUGCAAGAACAUUCAUCUUACAAAUGUUUGCCGAUAAAAAAGCUUUAGAGAAUGUCAUCAAAAAGGAUAGAACCAGAAUAAAAAAGUCACAGUUGAACUCGUGA
Molecule: messenger RNA, 4080 nt
Organism: Saccharomycopsis crataegensis
Lineage: Eukaryota; Fungi; Ascomycota; Saccharomycetes; Ascoideales; Saccharomycopsidaceae
Gene: TSC11
Product: TORC2 complex subunit TSC11
Exons: 1
Coding region: 1-4080 (1359 amino acids)
Biological process (GO): TORC2 signaling
Cellular component (GO): TORC2 complex
Source: RefSeq, a predicted model, not a curated record